Helianthus annuus (common sunflower) is the source of this 534-nucleotide messenger RNA. RefSeq lists its product as uncharacterized. The record is from RefSeq and is a predicted model, not a curated record. The coding region runs from base 1 to 534 and encodes 177 amino acids. The transcript has a single exon. Lineage: Eukaryota; Viridiplantae; Streptophyta; Magnoliopsida; Asterales; Asteraceae.
AUGAAGGCGGAUCAGGAAGCUGGGAAUAGGUUCGUGCUCGAUUGGUGUCGUUGGGUGCCGGCUAAGGUUAAUAUUCACGUUUGGAGAGCUGAAUUGGACAGGUUACCGACAGGAGAAGCCCUUUUAAAAAGAAACAUUUUGAUCGAGGAAAGUGAGUGCCCGUUUUGCGGUGCUGAAGUCGAAUCCUCCGAGCACUUGUUUAUCUCGUGUAGUACCGCCGCUUUUGUGUGGCAAGGCGUGUCAUCUUGGUGUAAAAUUCCGAACAUAUUCGCUUUCUCCAUAUCGGACCUCCUAAGCGUUUUUAAGAGUUUAAGAAUGUCGGAAAAGAAGAAGAAGGAAGCAAUCCAAUGUGUUAUCAUGAUCGCCUGUUGGAGUCUUUGGCGUGCUAGGAACAAUGUUCGGUUCUUGAAUUCCCCGGUUAAGAUAGAUGGUAUUUUAAGCGAAGUUAAGGCUUUAGGCUAUCUUUGGUUCUCUCAUAGAUCUAGAUUUAAAGGGAUUGAAUGGAGGGAGUGGUGCUCCUUUAUAAAUAUGUAA